Messenger RNA from Rubroshorea leprosula, 597 nucleotides. The record is from the annotation of a GenBank genome assembly. NCBI's taxonomy places the organism in Eukaryota, Viridiplantae, Streptophyta, Magnoliopsida, Malvales, Dipterocarpaceae.
ACUAAAUGAAGACUUGACCCCUCUUUAACCCCCUAACUCCGGCUUUGUAAUCAAUAAGCCACAGAAAUUUUAAAGCUGCUUAAAAAGAAAUAAAAAUUUUUUAAAGCUGAAAACUCAACUUGCCCAUUUCCGAUGUCACCGCCACUUUCUUGAUCUCCGUCAUCCUCACCUCAAGGAAGAAUCAGCAAGCGUCACACUCACUCUAAACGCCAACCAAGAUGCUGGACCGUGCCCUCCCCUCCCUACGCCCCGCUCCUCACACCGACUCCGACUUCCCAACCGACGCCUCUGCCACUGACUCCGUGGCUCACUCCGGCGCCGCUGACGAAUCCAAAACCAAGAGGCCCAGCCUUGCGCUACGCUCAAGUCUCGCUCACUCAUCUGCCCCUCUUCCUACAACCCGACCUCCGGAGCCUCCGGGUUCUUUACGCUUGGCGUCCCUUGGUGCAAGUUGCGCGUCUAUUUUACGCAUUGGAUCAGAUAUGGAUUCGUCUUUGUCUUGAUUAUGAAUCGUGCUUUGAUUUUGAAUGAUUUCGGUUACUACACCAUUUUUAGCACCUUUGAUUAACUGUAUUUUUAUAAACUGGCAUUGGAACA